GAAACAAAAGGAGGCCAAUGACGCAUGCGUUCGGUGGGUCCCAGGUUCUGGUGGGUUCUUCCUCCGAGGCGGAGUGAAGUGCUUCCGGGUCACUGCCGGCUGCCGCCUCCCGCCUCCCGGCGCGGAGCCAUGUCCACCUUGUUUCCCUCCCUCUUCCCCCGUGUGACUGAAACGCUGUGGUUUAAUCUGGAUCGGCCUUGUGUGGAAGAGACAGAGCUGCAGCAGCAAGAACAGCAGCAUCAAGCCUGGCUCCAGAGCAUUGCAGAGAAAGACAACAACCUGGUACCUAUUGGCAAGCCGGCCUCAGAGCACUAUGAUGAUGAGGAAGAGGAGGAUGAAGAUGACGAUGAGGAUAGUGAAGAGGACUCAGAGGAUGAUGAAGACAUGCAGGACAUGGACGAGAUGAAUGACUACAAUGAGUCACCUGAUGAUGGAGAGGUCAAUGAGCCUCCUCUCCAGGUGGACAUGGAAGGCAACGAACAGGAUCAGGACCAGUGGAUGAUCUAAAUAGACAAGACAGAGUGGCCUCAGGGAGAUUCCAGGCCAUCCCAACCUACCCUGUGACUCCUGCAGAACCAGCUGAUCACCCCAGUGCCGGAAAGUUCACCCUCAGGCACCUCCUCAGCUGCUGCCAGGACCUGGUCUCCUUGGCCCCUCCCAGGCAAUCAACCUGCCCUUGAAUCCCCAGGACCUGAGUCCACCCCACCUUUCUGGCCAGUACCUCACCCCUUGAGGUUAGUCUCUUUCUAACUCUCUUUAAUAAAGACACAGGACUGAU
Eptesicus fuscus (big brown bat) is the source of this 778-nucleotide messenger RNA. RefSeq names its product anaphase promoting complex subunit 15 (gene ANAPC15). Gene Ontology annotation, biological process: regulation of mitotic cell cycle spindle assembly checkpoint. The coding region runs from base 25 to 507 and encodes 160 amino acids. Gene Ontology annotation, cellular component: anaphase-promoting complex. NCBI's taxonomy places the organism in Eukaryota, Metazoa, Chordata, Mammalia, Chiroptera, Vespertilionidae. The record is from RefSeq and is a predicted model, not a curated record. The transcript has 5 exons.